Molecule: messenger RNA, 714 nt
Organism: Caenorhabditis briggsae
Lineage: Eukaryota; Metazoa; Nematoda; Chromadorea; Rhabditida; Rhabditidae
Exons: 4
Coding region: 1-714 (237 amino acids)
Biological process (GO): sensory perception of chemical stimulus
Cellular component (GO): membrane
Source: RefSeq, a predicted model, not a curated record
AUGCCUUUGUACAUCGCCAGUUUCUUUUUAUGGCAUUAUAUGGCUUCGAUAUUGUUUGCAAUUGUUGCGAUUACAAUUGAAAGAGUAUGUGCGACGCUUUUUAUGGAAGACUACGAAUCACGAUCCCGUCGUUACAUUCCAAUCUUUCUUAUCAUUAUCACCAAUGCUAUCACAAUUCCCUACUCCUAUUUCGUCCUUCAUAAUCGAUUAUCUCUUCUUUUAUCUUAUAGUCAAGGUGUUGCAAACGGAACUUUUGUAUUUGUUGGAUAUUUUGCUCUGUGGAGAAUAAAUUUAUAUUGGAGACGAAAGAUGAGCAGUACGAAACCCGGCGAUCAUGAUAAAUAUUCAUUGGGCAGGAAAUUUCAAAUCGAGGAGAAUAUUCGAAGUUUACAGCUUGCAAAAAAGUUAGUUAUCGCUUCACUGACCUACAUUUUGUUCACUCUGGUAAUUUUGGUCUUUUCCACGUUGCAAAUUGUACCUCAAUUGAAUUUAAUCUAUGUCCAUUAUAUGGAUAAUUGUAUUCUACUAGCCGCUUUUGUGAUGAGUAUCACUCUUCUUUUCUGCUCAAGAUCCUGGCGAAGAAAGUUCAAAAAUGACCUUCCAUUCGUUCAUAAUUUUCUGAAUACCAGAGUUUCUCAAUCGAAUCUUUUAAUAUUAUUGUCUAACAAAGACUCUGAAACUUAUUUUGAACAAUUAAAACAUGCUUGGGCUUGA